AUGGCUUCACAAGUGGCGUGGCUUGUCAUAGCGACUCAGCUACUUCUAUUGCUUUUACAAGUUUUAGGCGGACGAGAUUUUUAUAAAAUCCUCGGUGUUCCAAAGUCGGCUACAACAAACCAAAUCAAAAAGGCAUACAGAAAGUUGGCCAAAGAAUUACAUCCAGACAAAAACACCGACGAUCCAGACGCCGAGUCCAGAUUUCAGGAUCUUGGAGCAGCUUAUGGGGUUUUAUCUGAUGCAGACAAAAGGAAGAUUUAUGAUCGUCAUGGAGAAGAAGGACUCCAGAAAGGCGAUACACACGGAGAUCCCUUCUCAAGUUUUUUCGGUGACUUUUCCUUCGGAUUCGGUGGGUUUGGGGGCCGUGACCAGGAAGUGCCGCGAGGUGGCGAUGUGAUAAUGGAGCUAGAAGUCUCAUUGGAGGAGCUUUACAAUGGCAAUUUUGUAGAGGUAAUCCGUUACAAACCUGUUGCUAAGCCGGCUAAAGGCACGAGGAAGUGUAACUGUCGUACAGAGAUGGUGACGCAUCAGCUGGGACCAGGACGCUUCCAAAUGACUCAACAACAAGUCUGUGACGACUGUCCAAAUGUCGCCUUUGUACCAGAAGAGAAACUUUUGGAGAUAGAGAUAGAACCUGGCAUGAGAGACGGCCAGGAAUACCCAUUUGUAGCUGAAGGUGAGCCUCAUAUAGACGGAGAACCUGGAGAUUUAAGGUUUAUCAUCAAACAGGCAAAACAUCCAAAGUUUGAGAGGCGAGGUGAUGAUUUAUACACAAAUGUAACAAUUUCCUUACAAGAUGCUUUAGGAGGAUUUGAAAUGGACAUCACACAUUUAGAUAAUCACAAGGUACAUGUGGUUCGUGACAAAAUCACGUGGCCUGGAGCAAGAAUGAGGAAGGCUGGAGAAGGAAUGCCUAACUAUGAGAACAACAAUGUCAAGGGCGCCCUCUUUAUUACAUUUGAUAUUGAAUUCCCAAAGGGCACCAUAAGUGAUGAGGAUAAAGAAGCUUUGGCGAAGAUUUUGAAGCAGGACCACAAAACCAGGGUGUAUAAUGGUCUACAAGGCUACUAAAAUUAACUAAGGGAUUUAUAGUGUAUAUUUUAUUUCACAUGUUGUUAUAUGUACAGUUUAUUGUUUACUCUCAGAAUGUAUGAAUGUGUGUAUGUGGUCAAACAUGUUAAGGGAUCAGUACUUUAUGGAUGUCUUUAGAUUUGUAUGUUGUCCAUUGUUGUGCAAAUGUUAUGUAGUUGUUUACGAAGAAACAGGAUUCAGUGUCCAACUUAAAUCACAUAUUACAGACCUUGCUUUAAGGGGACACAGAAUUGGAGCUGAUGGGCUGGCUGUGCAGAUAGGAUUUUGAGGGUUGAAGACUAGAGCCUUAGCAGUUAAGCCUGAUACAUGUAUUGACUUUAGUCCGGAUUAAACAUACUAAAGUCCAAUUGGUUUCGUAUUAGAAAAAACACUGGUAUUGAUUUAAGCCUGGCUUAAGUUUCAAUACAUUUCUGAACAACUGGCCCUUGCACUGCACCUAAAAUUCAGCUUAGCCAACCGCCAGCCAAUUAGCUACGAUUUUUUGUCCCUUAUAAGAGGAGAACAGCAUACAUGUACCUGUCAUUGCACAGCACUGUACAGUUACUGUAUGGUUUGGGUAAAAUAGUCUCUUCGCAAAGUGGUUGUAAGCGUGGUUGCAGCUACGGUACAAAUUUAAUGGCUGCACCAGUUGACAGAUACACAUGACUGGGCAUCCAUCACACAGGUCUGCGCACGUUGGAAUUUUCUUCAUUACCAAGAAGUCAAACCUUUGUUUUUGUUUGCUUUAAAGGGUACAUGAAAAGGAACUCAAAUUCAGCAAUUAUGGUUUUUUACGGGAAAUGAAAACGAAAUAUUUGAGGUAUAUCUUUUAUUGCUUAAUUACACCUGUAUUCUAUCCUUGUUUCUCAUCAAUACUUGAUAUUUUGGAGGUGAAGUCAACGAUGAAUUUGCUGCCAACACGAUUCAAACUUAGCACCAUUUGGACCAUUUCACCCCACAAAGUUGUAUUGACAGAUAUCACAACGUCACAACUGCAGGCUACUUAAUUUCCAGACCGACCACUGUGGCCUUUAUAGGAAAACUGUAGAUUAUAGCAAUUUUUGUUCCUCAAGAGGAAAGCCGAGAAGCUGUUUUGUACUUUUAUAUAUUAGAACGCAUCCUGUAAAACAUAAUAUUCAGAAAUGAAAGAUGUUUCAUGUAUCCUGUAAUAUUCACAGUACCCUCAAAAGCCAAGAUCUGGGGGGUUUUUUGGCAUUUUGAUGACUAAGCAAAAUUCCACAUGUUGUGGCUGUGUGUUAGAAUCCACAGCUGAUGAUAUUAUGGUUCACAAGGGAACUUCUGUUCUCAGACUUGAAAGACAGUUAUGUUGACCAAAGUUACGGUAUACAACCAGGAUACUUAGUGUGAAAGUUGACCAGGAUAAUAUAGGUGUAGUUGAUGCUCUAAUCAAAACCACUCAGCAUGUGUUCACCUGUUAAGAAGAUCUCCACUUUAUUAUGGUACACUCUUUGUCAUGAUAGUUGUUGUUCUCAGAAAAAAGAAAUUGUCAGUGUAGUUAAUGUGUCACAUUUUAUCAUUGUUUUUUUCUUCUCUUUUCUGGGGUCAAAAUAUAAGCUGGAGAUAUCUUGAUUGCUUGUGUGAAAACUGUCGACCAUUUGCAUCCUUUCGUCCUGCGGUGCUAUACCAGGUAUAACCACUAUGUAUCUAAUUCCAGAUGGUGAGGCAAAAUGCCUCUAUUUCAAGUGUAUUUUGAGAACUCAUUUUAGCGAAAACCUAGAUUUCUUGGUUUAAAAGUCAUCCUGCCUGUUCUCGCAACUGAACUAUGCGCUGAGCAUCUACUAUCUGAACUGUAUCCGAGACCGCGCACAUCCGGGCACCUCACUGGCAAAAGGCACUGGCAACCGGGUGAUGAAGUGAAAGGUAAUAUUGGAAGGUUUAGAGAUUGAAUAACACGGGGCGAUAUUCUAAAAAAAAACAGCGGCUGAUAAUAACCGGAAAUGAUGUUAUGUUGGACAACGGAACAGUCUGCUUAGUAUUUGCGAAAUGUAACCGUCAACAAAACCUAGUUUUGAACUUACCACUAAUUGGUUGUUCAUGAAACGUUAACGUUUUACUACAUAAAAAGCUUAACGAUUUUGAGAAAGCUGUUUUAUAAUCAUGGUUCGGAAUUGCAUAUGUAUCCAAUUCAUUCAUAUCAUACGAUUUCCUACGUGGGAUUGAAUCAGACCCAAUUCAGUUUGUUGAGGAUCGUAUUGUAUCGGGUUGGCAAAGUAACUUUCGUGGAACGUGUGUAUCUACCCCGCAUGACACUACGUGAAGCGGUUGAAAAGUACAUGUAAGGGUAGUGUUGAUAAACGUCCACAUCAUUAUCAUGCAACGAAAUAUUAGGCCAUUGUUUGGCACGUUUUGAAUAUUCUUGAGGACCGGUACCACUUAAAACACCAACCAAAUAAAUACAUUUAACAUGUUCUGCGUGCCACAGCGUGUGUUAAUCUGGAUGUCUGUUUGGGAGCACGUGUUACUACAGAUUGUUUCCGCCAUAUUUGUGCUUUCUUCUCAGCUAUUUUUGCAAACCUUGUAUCGUUUUGGAAGAAGACGCACCAUUUCAAAUAGGAGGGUACACGCUGUUCAAAGUGAUUGACUUAUUUUUUUGCUCAAAUGUCCAUAUUAGAAUGAUAAUUUUUAGGCAUGUGAUAAGCCCUGUAGUUUAUUAAGUGAUUUCGAAAGUAUUUCCGUCUCAAAAUAACUAUGAUAUGUUCCAAGGCAUUCAUCAAGCAGGUUUACUGUUAGUAAGGUUAAAGGAAUACAGAAUCGUGACUAAUAAGGUGUUGUGAGAGAUGAGUUUAUAGGCUACACUUAGCAUAAGAUGAAUUUAAGGUAUGGCAGAUUUAUUCUGGUGUGACCAAGGCUGCAGGGUUUAACCCAAAAAACCCUAUAUCCACUGUCAACCUAUUAGUGUCGAUUCU
Molecule: messenger RNA, 3998 nt
Organism: Liolophura sinensis
Lineage: Eukaryota; Metazoa; Mollusca; Polyplacophora; Chitonida; Chitonidae
Product: dnaJ homolog shv-like
Exons: 10
Coding region: 1-1071 (356 amino acids)
Biological process (GO): protein folding; protein maturation
Cellular component (GO): endoplasmic reticulum
Molecular function (GO): misfolded protein binding
Source: RefSeq, a predicted model, not a curated record